CCACGGCCCUCUAAGCUUCCUUCAGUCUCAUGGUGUGCAUAUUGUCAGGCUUCAGUGGUCCUGUUGGAGGACAUGUAAUCGCUUUGAAUUUGACAGUAAUCCGUGCCCUCAUUGCUGUAAGCCUCCGUGGUUGUCCUUCACAAGACACUUGUCGCAAUCCUCAGACGAGACUGACAAGUGCAUCUCUAUUAUUGGCCGUUUCGACGACUUCAUCCUCAGGAGUUAUCCUCGUCUCUCUGGUGCCUUUGGCAUUCAUUGGCUCUGAUAAGUCUCUAUCAUUAAUUGAGAUUGCAUAUCCUUCCAUGUUUUCUGAUCUCCGCUCUUAUCACUACGAGGCUUUCUCGACUCCCACAGGUCCGCCCUACCGUGAUCCUUAAACUCUGCUAUGUCUCUUGAUCGCAACUC
Messenger RNA from Somion occarium, 405 nucleotides. The record is from the annotation of a GenBank genome assembly. NCBI's taxonomy places the organism in Eukaryota, Fungi, Basidiomycota, Agaricomycetes, Polyporales, Cerrenaceae.